This is a messenger RNA of Equus quagga, 4729 nucleotides long. RefSeq names its product ST3 beta-galactoside alpha-2,3-sialyltransferase 2 (gene ST3GAL2). Gene Ontology annotation, molecular function: beta-galactoside (CMP) alpha-2,3-sialyltransferase activity. The record is from RefSeq and is a predicted model, not a curated record. The transcript is spliced from 8 exons. Bases 1363 to 2415 code for a protein of 350 amino acids. Lineage: Eukaryota; Metazoa; Chordata; Mammalia; Perissodactyla; Equidae.
GCGGCGGCGGCUGCUUUCUCUGGGAGGGCUGGGAGGGCAGGGCGGGCAAGGGCGGGACUGGCCCGCUGCGGGCAGACGAGGGAGCCGCGGAGCUAACGGGUCGGGACGCCGGCGGCGGCAGCUUUCUGCACGGGCGGAGGCGGCGGCACGAGCGGCGAGCAUGGCCCGCGCGGCGCCCGGCGCUGACUGAGACUGUCCAGCCAAGGCCAUGCCUAGAGUCUGGCAUGCUAAAUGAAUCGAUAGAACAUUGGAAGAAACACAUUGGAGCCAGUGCUGCUGGGGCCCCUGUGGAUUACAGCCAGGAGCCCUGGGGUCACGCUGUAGCAGCCUGGCGCCUGAUGAGUGACGGGGAACCUGCCAGGGGAUUACUGCUAGCGAGAGCUAACAGCAGGACAGCCAGCCUCAGGGGAGUGGGGAUGGGCAGAGCAGCCUUGGAGCCCGGGCCAGCAGCACCAAGACGGAGGCCUGGGCCCUAGCAGGGAGCUCGGCACACGCUCGGCUGACCCAGGCAGCAUUCAAAGCAGCACCCUUCUGAGCAGCAGCUGUUCCCAGGCCCCAGAGGACCUCACAGCAGGGGCAGGAGUUAUGAGACCCCCUACGCAACUGCAUCCAGGGCUGUGACCUUCAGGAGAAAGGACUGGCACCUCAGAUGGGAAGAGGAACAGCAGAACCUAACACAAGGAGGAUCUUGGUCUCUGCAGCAGAGUUUUCUGACACCCACAGAGCUUCCUGUGUUUCUUCUCUCAGGAUUGGGGCCUGGUUCCCUCCCCUGGCAGAGGGGUUGGGCCAGGAGGGCCAACAGAGGUGGGGGCGACUCUUGCAUGGAAUCCAGGCAGCUUGAAGCCCAUGUGUUCUCUGUUGUGAUUGGGGUGCGAAGGCUUCCCCCCUGUGGGGGACGAGGGGCCGCCUCGGCAUCUGCUCAUGAACCACAAGGACCCCGAAUGCUCCAGACUGGACCGUUUCAAGCUGCCAAAGAAGGGGGCCCCCAGAGCUGGCAGCCAGCAACUCCAAGGGACUAGAGAGCUGGGAUGGAUUGACCUCCCUUUCGCUGGGGCGGCGGGAGAAGCAGAGCCUCUGUGGCCCAGCUAGUGACGGAGAGAUCUGAUGAAGCCGUAAGCAGGGGCCUGAGUGGCUCAAGGACAGGGGAGCCACUCCUGCCUACAUACUUUCUCCUUACGUUGAGGGAGGGUGGGACCCCUGCUGCUGUCCUCUUCUUGGCACGUGCCUCUAUGCCCUUUGCACGUGGUGCCAGAAUCGGCAGGCUACACCGUGGCUGGCCCGUCAACAGGCUGGGAACGGAGUGGCCACGGUGACACCCUCCUGCCCACCAGGCUGGUGGUCCAGCCCCCGGGGCGCUGAGCCAUGAAGUGCUCCCUGCGGGUAUGGUUCCUCUCCGUGGCCUUCCUGCUGGUGUUCAUCAUGUCACUGCUCUUCACCUACUCCCACCACAGCAUGGCCACCCUGCCCUACCUGGACUCGGGGUCCCUGGGUGGGACCCACCGGGUGAAGCUGGUGCCUGGCUAUGCUGGCCUGCAGCGUGUCGGCAAAGAGGGGCUCGCUGGCAAGAGCUGUGCCUGCCGCCGUUGCAUGGGUGACACCGGUGCCUCUGACUGGUUUGAUAGCCACUUCAACAGCAACAUUUCCCCCGUCUGGACUCGAGAGAACAUGGAUCUGCCCCCGGAUGUCCAGAGGUGGUGGAUGAUGCUGCAGCCCCAGUUCAAGUCACACAACACCAACGAGGUGCUGGAGAAGCUAUUCCAGAUAGUCCCAGGCGAGAACCCCUACCGUUUCCGGGAUCCCCACCAGUGUCGGCGCUGUGCUGUGGUGGGGAACUCAGGCAACCUGCGUGGCUCUGGCUACGGGCCGGAUGUGGACGGGCACAACUUCAUCAUGAGGAUGAAUCAGGCUCCAACUGUGGGCUUUGAGCAGGAUGUUGGCAGCCGAACCACCCACCAUUUCAUGUACCCUGAGAGUGCCAAGAACCUGCCUGCCAAUGUCAGCUUCGUGUUGGUGCCCUUCAAAGCCCUGGACCUCCUGUGGAUUGCCAGUGCCCUGUCCACAGGGCAGAUCCGAUUCACCUAUGCCCCAGUGAAGUCCUUCCUUCGAGUGGACAAAGAAAAGGUCCAGAUCUACAACCCAGCCUUCUUCAAGUACAUCCAUGACCGGUGGACAGAGCAUCAUGGGCGGUACCCUUCCACAGGGAUGCUGGUGCUCUUCUUUGCCCUGCAUGUGUGUGACGAGGUGAACGUGUACGGGUUUGGGGCCGACAGCCGGGGCAACUGGCACCACUACUGGGAGAAUAACCGGUACGCAGGCGAGUUCCGGAAGACGGGCGUGCACGACGCCGACUUCGAGGCCCACAUCAUCGACAUGCUGGCCAAGGCCAGCAAGAUCGAGGUCUACCGAGGGAACUGAACCCGGCCUCGCCGCGACCCUUCCGGCCCGGCCGCGAGUCGCCGGUGCGCGCUCCCAGCAGGUACUCGAGGCCAGCCCGGGCGCGGCGGCCUCGGCGUGGGCGCGGCGCCGGCUGCGCGUCUCCGGGCAAUCGGCAGCGACGCCCGGCCGCGGUCUGGACCAAUCAUGCUGCAGUCCAGCGAGCGCUGCUGUCCCCCGCCAAUCAUGAGACUCUGGGGGCCGGCCCAAGCCUGGCACCAAUCAGCGCUGCAGUCGGGCUGAGCCUCUGUUUUUCCCAACCAAUCAUGCGACUCAAGGAGAACUUCCGGCGCUGGGACCCGUCUCCUCCAAUCAAUGGCCUUUGGAGGCGGGCCAGCGGCCGCCCAGUCCCCACCCCUUUCUGCUUUUGGGUAGGGUUUUAUUUCAUGCUUUUUAUGGAGUAGGGGUUGCUUCUGCCUUCCUUGAAGUGGCUUCCUCACGCUCGUCUGGGGCGUUUCUCAGUCGCUUGCUGGCCUGACCCCUCCAGGUCACCGAGGAGGAAAUGGGGAAGGCUGGGGCAGCGGCGGCUGGCUUCCCCUUCCCGGGGGUCCCUCGUGGCCUCGGGGUGGGCGGGGGGCGUUCGGCGAGCCUUUCUGGUGGUCGGGGCCGCUCCCGUGGUUUCCAGGGGGCGCGCUUUCACCCCAGGGGAAAAGCCAGCCCCUUCCCAAACCGCUCAAGGCCUCCGAGAGGGUUUUAGACUCCACCGUCUCUUUAUCUGUCAGGCCCAGAUGAGUGAGUGUAAACCCACCAAAGAAAUGCAGAGAGAAUCCAGAGGGCGCGUGGGACCCUCAUCUCCCUUCCUCCCUUUCCCCACCAUCGGCCACCCUAUGGAAUGGCCUUUCUGACCAGGGCAUUUGGUGUCUCACUGGGAAACUAGAACUGUAUUCACCCCUUGCUUGGGGGCGGAAUUCGCUUAGGGCCUAAUUCCGGGACGCAGGUGUAAGGAACAGGGCAGGGGACAAGGAGGCCCCGUCACAUCAAAAGUAAGGUGCUUCUCACUCACGAGUACCCUCGGCCCCUAACCCUACUGGUCGCCCGCACCCUUUUCAGUGUCCCUCCCUAAGUCCUGGGCCUCCUCACCAGCCUACUUGUUGCUCAGAAAAGAAAAUCAAAACCUGCCCUGGGAUGAUUGGGACACUGCUGCUUCUCCCUCUCUCUCUCUCUCUCUCUCUCACACACACACACACACACACACACACAUACACGUCUUUGGCUGGCUCUAGGGAGAGGGAGCCACAGGUGGCAAAGAAAGCUGGAGAUGGGGAGCGCAGCUGCCUGGUGCAUGCACCUUCUUCCUUUAACCAUCACCCCAAAGAGGAGUAGGAAACCUCUUGCUCAGGGGUGGAAUUUGCUUCGGGCUCAUAAUUUGGUUAACCUGAGGUUACCAGGUUUGGCUGACCAACAAUGAUUCUUUUAAAAUUCUGAGCUGGCCCCCUGCAUGCCUCCUUCCCUGCCCACGUGUCCCCCCAUGCUCCCCUCCUGCCUCCUUGCUCUAACCCACUUUCCAUUUCCAGCUCUAGAAAGGCUGGGGAGUUAACAACCAGGUUACAAGUGGAAGCUGCUUGCAUGACUGAACCCAGCUUAAGUCCCUAGAGGAAGCUGCUGGUGGUGGUCUCACCCUUCAAGGUGGGGACGUUUAGGAGGGGGAGAGGGCUUCUGUGAAGCUUCCAAACCACUAAAAGGAUCCCCCUUCCUGACAGUGAUGAACACAGAUACCACCCUUUUUCUUAGUGAGUUGAUACCACCUAGCAGCCUCCUGGCCAUUGAUAUGGUUCCUGCAGCUGGCUGAGGGAACAGUACAGCAGGGGGGUGUAUUAGAGGAGGGUUGGGGUGUGGGGGUGGGGCAGUGAGCACCCCUAAAAGUUAAUAUAUUGAGAACUUAGCUUGAGUGUGUUCCUUCCCAAUUCCAAAAGUAGGAGGAGUAAAGAAUGAGGGUGGAUUUGGGGGCCUUUAGUGGAACACCUCCUCAGGGCCUCCCUCCCCAUUAGAGAGUCAAAGCUCCAGCCCUUCUUGCCAGUCUCCUCUCAGUGCUUCCUGAAGAGGCUGUUGUGAGUGUUUAGAAGAGGAAAAACACAAUGCAAUCAUGCCAAACAGUAUUGAGCAGAAUAAUUUAUUUCUUUUUUGUUCCUUUUUCUUCUUUUUUUUUUUGUUUUGUUUAAACCCAUUAAUAAAUCCCCAUUCUGGAAGAGGUAGGUCCCAGCAUCUAGCCCUGAUCUCCUUUUCUGCAAUAGUUAUUUAAACAAACGUUUUUUAUUUUCUUCCCUUUCUCUCUGAAUUAAAAAGAACAAAAAAACUG